This is a messenger RNA of Penicillium chermesinum, 3003 nucleotides long. RefSeq lists its product as uncharacterized. The transcript has 2 exons. NCBI's taxonomy places the organism in Eukaryota, Fungi, Ascomycota, Eurotiomycetes, Eurotiales, Aspergillaceae. Bases 1 to 3003 code for a protein of 1000 amino acids. Gene Ontology annotation, cellular component: plasma membrane. Gene Ontology annotation, molecular function: P-type proton-exporting transporter activity; ATP hydrolysis activity; ATP binding. Gene Ontology annotation, biological process: proton export across plasma membrane; regulation of intracellular pH. The record is from RefSeq and is a predicted model, not a curated record.
AUGGCGUCUACCAACAACACGACGUCCGAGCGGAGGAUCUCCUAUGCUGUCGACGUGGAGAAUGGUGAACGCCCUCACCGUGACGAGGGUGCUGACCCUGCCAACCUUGAUGAGUACUCGGCUCUGAACCGUUACAUCUCGACUGCCCGUGAUGGCCGUCGUGGUUCUACCUCCAGUGCCGGUGCUCGCAGCGAGAAGGGCGAGAAGAAGAAGCCCUGGUGGAAGUUCUGGGGCGGCAGUGGUGACUCCGUCCAGGAUGGCUGGCAAGCUCCCGAGGAGUGGCUCGAUACCGACCUUCGCCAGGGUCUGAGCUCUAGCGACAUCGAGCCUCGCCGCAAGAAGUGCGGCUGGAACGAGCUGACGACUGAGAAGACCAACAUCUUCAUCCAGUUCCUUAGCUACUUCCGUGGUCCCAUUCUGUAUGUUAUGGAAUUGGCUGUUCUGCUCGCCGCUGGUCUUCGUGACUGGAUCGAUCUCGGUGUCAUCUGUGGUAUUCUUGCGCUUAACGCUCUCGUCGGUUGGUACCAGGAGAAGCAGGCCGCUGACGUCGUCGCCUCCCUGAAGGGUGACAUCGCCAUGCGUGCUACUGUUGUUCGUAACGGGCAGGAGGAGGAAAUCCUUGCCCGUGAACUGGUCACUGGUGAUAUCGUCAUCAUUGAGGAAGGUAGCGUCGUCCCUGCUGAUGUCCGCCUGAUCUGUAACUACGAUAAGCCCGAGAUGUUCGAAACCUACAAGGAGUUCCUCGCCAACAACAACUCUGAUGAGCUGAAGGAGAAGGACGACGAUGAGGAUGACGAGUACGCUCGUGAGGCUCAUGCCGGUGUUGCUCUUGUUGCCUGUGAUCAGUCCGCCAUCACUGGUGAGUCUCUUGCCGUCGACAAGUACAUGGCCGACACCUGUUACUACACCACCGGUUGCAAGCGUGGCAAGGCCUACGGUAUCAUCACUGCCACUGCCCGCCAGUCUUUCGUCGGUAAGACCGCUGCUCUCGUGCAGGGUGCCAAGGACCAGGGUCACUUCAAGGCUGUCAUGGACAACAUUGGUACCUCCCUGCUCGUUCUGGUCAUGUUCUGGAUUCUCGCUGCCUGGAUCGGUGGUUUCUUCCGUCACCUGAAGAUCGCUACCCCUGAGCACUCCGACAACAACCUGCUCCACUACACCCUUAUUCUGCUUAUCAUUGGUGUCCCCGUCGGUCUGCCCGUCGUCACCACCACCACCCUCGCUGUCGGUGCCGCCUACCUUGCUGAGCAGAAGGCCAUUGUCCAGAAGCUUACCGCCAUUGAGUCCCUCGCUGGUGUUGACAUUCUUUGCUCUGACAAGACCGGUACUCUUACUGCCAACCAGCUCUCCAUCCGUGAGCCUUACGUCGCCGAGGGUGUUGAUGUCAACUGGAUGAUGGCCGUCGCCGCUAUUGCCUCUUCCCACAACAUCAAGAACCUCGACCCCAUUGACAAGGUCACCGUCCUAACCCUCCGUCGCUACCCCAAGGCCCGUGAAAUUCUUUCUCGCAACUGGGUUACUGAGAAGUACACUCCGUUCGACCCCGUCUCCAAGCGCAUUACCACCGUCUGUACUUGCGAUGGUGUUCGUUACACCUGUGCCAAGGGUGCUCCCAAGGCCAUUUUGAACAUGUCCCAGUGCUCUGAGGACGAGGCCAAGCUGUAUCGUGAGAAGGCUUCCGAAUUCGCUCGCCGUGGUUUCCGUUCGCUCGGUGUUGCCGUCCAGAAGGAGGGUGAGCCCUGGCAAUUGCUGGGCAUGUACCCCAUGUUCGACCCUCCCCGUGAGGACACUGCCCACACCAUCGCUGAGGCUCAGGUUCUCGGUCUCUCCGUCAAGAUGCUUACUGGUGACGCUAUUGCUAUCGCUAAGGAGACUUGCAAGAUGCUUGCUCUCGGUACCAAGGUUUACGACUCCGAGCGUCUGAUCCACGGUGGUCUUGCUGGUUCCGCUCAGCACGACCUGGUCGAGAAGGCUGACGGUUUCGCUGAGGUUUUCCCCGAGCACAAGUACCAGGUCGUCGAGAUGCUUCAGCAGCGUGGUCACUUGACUGCCAUGACUGGUGACGGUGUUAACGAUGCUCCUUCCCUCAAGAAGGCUGACUGUGGUAUCGCUGUCGAAGGUUCCACUGAGGCUGCCCAGGCUGCCGCCGAUAUCGUCUUCCUUGCUCCCGGUCUUUCCACCAUCGUCGAUGCCAUCAAGCUCGCCCGUCAAAUCUUCCAGCGUAUGAAGGCCUACAUUCAGUACCGUAUUGCCCUGUGUCUCCACCUGGAGAUCUACCUGGUUACCUCUAUGAUCAUCAUCGAGGAGACUGUCCGCGCCGACCUGAUUGUCUUCAUUGCCCUCUUCGCUGAUUUGGCCACCAUUGCUGUCGCUUACGAUAACGCUCACUUCGAGGCUCGCCCCGUCGAGUGGCAGUUGCCUAAGAUCUGGGUUAUCUCUGUUGUUCUUGGAUGCUUGCUUGCCACUGCUACCUGGGUCGUCCGUGGAACCCUCUUCCUUCCCGACGGUGGUAUCAUCCAGAACUUCGGUUCUCCCCAGGAGAUUCUCUUCCUCGAGAUUGCCCUGACUGAGAACUGGCUGAUCUUCGUUACCCGUGGUGGAAAGACCUGGCCCUCGUGGCAACUCGUUAUCGCCAUCUUCGUCGUCGACGUCAUCGCCACCCUGUUCUGUGUCUUCGGCUGGCUCGGAGGCUGGACCCAGACCGACCCCUACGACCCUGCUGGCCCCGGUUUCUCCAAGAACCACGACGUCGACAUUGUCACUGUCGUUGUCAUCUGGGCUUACUCUAUCGGUGUGACUGUCAUCAUCGCCGUUGUGUACUACCUCCUGACCAUCAUCCCCGCCCUGGACAACCUUGGCCGCAAGACCCGCUCCAAGGCCGAUACCCAGAUCGAGAACAUGAUUGCUCACCUCUCCAAGCUCGCUAUCGAGCACGAGACCGACCGCGAGGGCAAGUCCCGCUACGUCCUCGGUGCUCGCGUCGAGGAGAUCGAGGACGAGUAA